AUGAAGAAGUUUAUAAAGGAAAAACUGUUAAAUUCUCAUCAAGUUAAGAUUGUUUAGAGGAAAUCUAAUUUUCUUUUAUUCAAAAAAAGUUUGAAAUUAUUCAAGCUGAUGAUUCUGUUUUAGCUGCAAAUUUAAGACGUAUCAGAUUUGAUUGAUUUAAAAUAAAUAUCAUUAUUAGUAAUAUUAAAAUUUAUUAUUUAUAUCUUCUCUUUCUUCUUAAAUUCAUUCUCUUCUUUAACUAAAAUUUUUGAAAAAUACUUUAUUAAAUUCUAUACCAAUUUAUUUUAAAUUAAAUUAUUACUACAUAAUUUCUAGUGA
Molecule: messenger RNA, 318 nt
Organism: Paramecium sonneborni
Lineage: Eukaryota; Ciliophora; Oligohymenophorea; Peniculida; Parameciidae
Source: the annotation of a GenBank genome assembly